Tachyglossus aculeatus (Australian echidna) is the source of this 1698-nucleotide messenger RNA. RefSeq names its product vomeronasal type-2 receptor 26-like. Gene Ontology annotation, cellular component: membrane. Bases 1 to 1698 code for a protein of 565 amino acids. NCBI's taxonomy places the organism in Eukaryota, Metazoa, Chordata, Mammalia, Monotremata, Tachyglossidae. Gene Ontology annotation, molecular function: G protein-coupled receptor activity. The transcript has 8 exons. The record is from RefSeq and is a predicted model, not a curated record. Gene Ontology annotation, biological process: G protein-coupled receptor signaling pathway.
AUGGUUUCCAACUACAGCUGUGAGCCGGAGCAGGCUGUCAUGGGAGGGAUGUCAUCAACAGUGUCCACGACAGGUUCUUCGUUUCUGGGACUCUAUAAGCUCCCCCAGAUUUCUUAUGGCACAAAGGACCCAGCUCUCAGAGAAAAUGCCUGGUUCUCAUCUCUUUAUCAGAUCUCUGCGUGUUCCUCCGAUCUGCCCUUGAGGAUGAUCCAUCUUAUGAAACAUUUUCACUGUGUCUGGAUCAGUCUACUGGUCGCCAAUGACAUUCAAAGGAAGACGUUCGCUAUGGUCCUAACAGAGGAGAUGACCAAGAAUGACAUCUGUGUGGCUCACGUUAAAAGAGUCGACGAAUUAUUUACUGAAAAUACACUCCAGACUGAGUGUGACCACAGACAAAUUAAUACAUCAUCGGCGAAUGUGGUCGCUGUCUAUGGGGAUGCAUUCUCUUUACUGACAAUUGUAUAUUGUAUGGACAAAAGCCCCGUUCUCGGCAAGAUUGUCCAGCUCCACUUUAGACCUGGUACCCUGGGACCUUGUGACAAAAAUGGUACAUUGGAGAGCAGGCCCUUGGACAUCUGGGACAUGAACCUAUCUCACCACUGUUCCAAUGUAUGCAGUGCUGUGUAUGCCAUAGCUCACACCCUCCACCAAGAGAUCUGGGCUGCAAAGGACAUGGAGACAUCGAGAGAUGGACCACGUCGGGUCCCUCAUCCAUGGCAGCCACACUCAUCCCUGAGGAACGCUGAGGUCCACACCAGUGCCAGAGAGCGCGUUCAUUUGGGUGACAACAGCUGGAAUGACAGCAAAGUCUGGGUCAAAGUGGUAGAGUUCAUGCCCCAUGCCCCAGCUGGCCAAUAUUUCAUCAUCAGUGAGGAGGGGAUAAUGUGGGAUGGGCCAUUUUCUCAGCAGUGUGGUCCUGGCCUUCAGGGCCACCGGGUUGGAGGGCAGAAUGAGGCCAUGGUUGUGAACCAGACACCUUCCUCCUUCGCCUGUGUCUGCUCCCUCGUCCAAGUGGGCAUAUACCCCCCCACUCCACGGCAGCAAGAGCUGCCGGCCAGUAUUCAGGAAAAAACUCGGGAAGGGAAAGCCUCCUGUUGCUACAACUGCUUGCCCUGUGCAAAGGGAGAGUUCAACAAUCAGAUCGUUAGGUGGCUGCUGAGAAUCAUGCUUCCCGAUUUGGAUCAAUGCAUCAGGUGCCCAAAGGAUGAAUUUCCAAAUCCCCAAAGAGAUCAGCGUUCCCUGAAAGUGGUGGUUUUCCUUUCCUACAAGGAGACUUUAGGAAUGGUUCUGGUGUUCUUAGUCCUCUGUUUCUCUCUACUCACCUCCCUGGUUUUAGGGGUCUUUGUCCACCACCGGGACACCCCCAUCGUGAAAGCUAAAAACUGUGGUCUCAGUUACACUCUCCUCAUGGCCCUUCAGCUCGGCUGCCUGUCCUCCUUGACCUUCAUCAGCUACCAUGGCCCGGCCACCUGCCUCUUGCAAUGGAUGGCCUUCGAAAUCACCUUCUCCGUGGCAAUUUCAGUCGUGUUGGCCAAGACGGUUACCGUCAUCCUGGCCUUCAGGGCCACCGGGCUGGUGAGCAGAAUGAGGACAUGGCUGGAGCCCAGGGCGCCUUUCUCCAUCAUCUGGGCCUGCUUCCUCAGUCAAGUGGGCAUCCACAUGGUCUGGCUGUGGACCUCCCCUCGAAUCCUGACUUAG